UUAAAUGUAUAUUGCACACAAUUUACAAUCAAGAUUUUCUUUUACUUUUGUGCAGUGUCCCUUCUUACAUUAGGCCUAUUAAUUUAUAUGCAAUUGAUCACAUAUAUGAUCCAUGAUUACUGUCUAACUAAACGUAAAUGAUCUUAUCCCAUGAUAUGCAUGAUCACGAACAUUGAUUAGAAAUUGGACUUGAAUCCACAAUAUCAACUCCAGGCCUUUUUGUAACAUCCCGGGCCCGGCCCAAAAGGAAACUCAAGUGCAGGAGGCCCAAGGAGAAGAAACCCUAGACAUAACCCCUCUCAUUGCUUAUAAAAAGAGAAGUUUCCCUAGGGUUCAGCCACAAGAGAGACAGCAAGCGAAGCCCUGCCUGAGCAGAACCCUGCCGCCGCCUCCGCCUCAAGCCGCCGCCGCUCCAUCUCCGGCGAAGCCAGCCGCCAGCCGCCCGCGAAGCCCUAGCCGCCGCAACCGAGCUCCUAGCCGCCGCCUCCUUGAUUCAGUUUCGUGCAAGCAACUGAGAUCUGAACCCUAAAGAUCUCGAGAAGUGACUGUUCCCCAAACCUAGAUCCAGAUCUACUUCUGCAAAAAGCUAAGGUGAGGACUUGGUUGUGAACUUGCCUCAUGUUGAGUAACCAAUGGGACUUAGUCCUUUGUUAAUCAGUUCUAGAUAUUGUGUGUAUGUGUGAUGUGAUAUGUGAUUGAUCUUGUCUAGACGAUAGUACGUGUUGAAGUGAUAAGAACGUAGGCAUGUUAGGGUGGUCAAGAAUAUGAUGAUAAGGUGUUGAGACGUGUUGUGAAUGAUAAGUGAAAGAUGUAAGAAUAAGUACGAAUAAGGGAUCAUAUAGAGAGUCUAAGGAAAGUAUGUGGGGUAGUAGUCCACGCUAGGUAUCCAUAGGAGAUGUGGCCAAUCCACAAGAAUAUGGAAGCACCCAUAGGAGAUGUGGCCAAUCCACAAGAAUAUGGGGUAGAAGCCUAGUUGGGGCUACCCACUGAUGAAAAGAACGAAAAGAUGAAAAGGAUGUGCAUUGUAGGGUCUUUAGUUCAUGUCGGGUAGUAUGGGUUUCUGUGUAAUAGACCUUAAUAGCUCAUGACUUGUGAUUGUUUGCUCUUCCUGAGUUGAGCUCGUGGGUUCCUAGAACCUACCCUCACUGAGUAUUAUGUACUCACCCCUCUUUUUACAGGUAGGGCCGAGAGGGAGCGGGAGUAGAUGUUCGUAUGGUGCAAGUGUUUUCUCGAGUCUUUCAUUUAUGACUCCUUUCUUUCAACCAUUUCUUCUUAAGUUUUUAUUCGACAUUUCAGUUUUGUUGAGUUUGGUUUUAUGUAAGACAAUUUGAGUUUUAAUAAGAGUUUUUGAACGAAAAAAUUUGGGGUAAAGCAUUUGAUAAGGUUCAUCGGGCCAAGGCUGUUACAAUUGGUAUCAGAGCCAGGUUAAACCCACCCGGUGCUGUCCCGGGUGGGAAGGGCAGGGUCGGGUAGAAGUAGUAAAAAAAAAAAAAAAAAAAAAAAAGGGUUUCAAAAGGACUUCUUCCGAACGUUUUUCUAAGUGUUUCAAAAAGGAGUUUAAAAAAAAAAAAAAAAAAAAAUGCACCACUCGGACGGAACUCCUAGCUCACUCGGUGGACAAUAGAAUACGAGUAGAACCGUAGCUAAUACUCCUUCACUUGUCAACAGAAUGCCUCCCAAGAAUGCCAGAGUUGCAAGGCCAGCUGCGGCCAUCCCGAGAGCGACACGACGGGUCACCAGGUCUGCGUCUCAAGCCUCCAGCGAGGCAGAAAGCCGAAGAGAGGGCGCACCCGAGAAUGGGAACCCAGUGGAAAUGCCGAACGUGGUGAAUGUAGCGCUCCUGGCAAAACUGCAAAGAUAUCGUGACGCCUAUGGGGGUCAAUUUCCCAAUGGUGAAGCCGCCGCAGAGGCGGGGGACAACCCCAUACCACCUGGGGCGGCCCAGAAUCCGCCACCACCGCCACCACCGCCACCACCCCCGGCAGCGCCUGCAGUGGUGCACGCCCCAGGCCCCAACUACUGGGACAUGCUGAGACACAUGAAGAGUAUGCAGACGGAGUUUUUCAAUGGAAAGGCCGACGCAAUUGUCGCGGAUAACUGGAGACGUCAACUCGAGAGGAACUUCGCUUCUGCAAGGUGCCCACCGGAGUUCCGUAGGGACCUGGCUGCUCACUAUCUUAAGGACGACGCACUAGUGUGGUGGGACGAAGUGGUCGAAAGGUCACACGGGAUACGACUGACCUGGGAUGAUUUCCUGGAAGCAUUCAAUGGGAAGUACUCCCCCUUAGAAGCCAUGGACGCGAUGGAAAGCAAGUUUCAGGACAUCCGUCAGGGGUCAAGGAAUGUACGAGACUACGGAGACGAGUUCAACCGACUUCGGAGAUUUGCGGGUCACUACCUGAGUGAUCACGACUUAAUCCGCCGUUUCCUCAAAGGCAUGAGAAUGGAACUGAGGAAUAGCUGCAACGUGAGGGAAUAUCGUGAUGUCCAUGAGCUGAUUGAGAAAGCCGCAGAACAGGAAUCAGGGCUCGAGGAAGAACGAAAACAGAACCAAAACUCCCAGAACCGGGGUGCCAAACGGCCCCGGGAUGCACUACCCGCGGCUGAGCCUGCCCCGUUAAGGCCCGCAUGUGAAAGGUGUGGACGAUUCCAUGCGGGGGAGUGCAGAGCAGGAGCAUGCUUCGCCUGCGGCGAGCGCGGCCAUAUGGCGAGGGAUUGCCCGAAGGAGAGACAGGCCCAACGCAGGCGCUGUCACCGCUGCGGCCAGGAGGGACAUCAGGCGUGGGAGUGCCCAACACUCCAAAGAGGAAACGCGGAAGGGGCGCAACCCCAACAGCAGAGAGGGCAAGCCGCAGGGCCAAGAGCGUACGCCGUCGAGGGUCGCGAAGGAGCCGAACCAAUCGCGGGUAUGUUUUGAUUUAACGCUACGAUUAUGUUAUAUGAAAAGAACUGUUAGUAGUCGUGUAGCUUAGCGUUAGUGUUGUGUAGGGUCUGUCGCGGUCGGAGGAGU
Brassica napus (rape) is the source of this 3010-nucleotide messenger RNA. RefSeq lists its product as uncharacterized. Gene Ontology annotation, molecular function: zinc ion binding; nucleic acid binding. The coding region runs from base 1670 to 2917 and encodes 415 amino acids. The transcript is spliced from 2 exons. The record is from RefSeq and is a predicted model, not a curated record. NCBI's taxonomy places the organism in Eukaryota, Viridiplantae, Streptophyta, Magnoliopsida, Brassicales, Brassicaceae.